GAUCAAUCUAGCCUGCAAAAGAAACCGCAAAAGAGGCUACUCUAAACGAUCCCCGUUGCUUCUCCGGGAAUUUCGACAUUUGUAAACACUAACUAAUGGCGAUCUGUUAGCGAUUGCUAUUGUCGUUGUCGAGUUUCCUAGGCAGCUGCCCAACCCAGUGUGAUUUGAACUGUAGAUCACUGAUAACACUGGGCCGGAUUCAUAGCACUUCUUAUCGCAGUAAUGUUGCUACGCGUCGUUUUCAAUUCCUCUCGGCCAACGGUGCAUUGCGUAUUAUAAACAGUUUUGACAUGCCAAUCAAAUUCGUUUUCAAGAUCACUAGCACCGCUGACUAAGCGAGACUGACUAGCUUGCAUUGGGUCAUAUUUAGUAGCAGGCGCUUAUGUGGUGGUUGUGUUGUGUUUUCACACAUUCAGUUUGCUGAUCUGCUGCAAAGAGCCGAGAACUUUACCGAGAAGCUGGCCGAUUAAUUGCAGUUAUCCGGUGAUCAACGUUGUUUGUGCAAAAUGGAACGUUACUUGCGGUUUUAUAUCAAGUUUCAUGGUUACGUGUUGGCGAUUGGGACAAUUCUGGGAUCGAUUCUGAUGACAGUCCUUCUCUACGCUAGCACCGAUUUCGUUUACCCAUUGGAGAAUUUUUAUGAUUAUCGGUUCAUGGGAAGCGCGGCACUCGUUUUCGGGGCACUUUGGUUAGGGAUUGGUAUUGCGCUGUUCUAUGGAAUAUUCAAGGAAGUAAAAGUAUGCCUGUACCCAUUCGCUGCCAUGUACAUGCUGGAUCUGUUCUUCUUGUUUAUUCGUGAUAUUGUUUUGAUUUGGCACAACGAAAGGUGGUACAAAAUAGCACUCCUGAACCCGGUUACAGCGGUUGUCGUCUUAUACCUUACCCUGCACAUCAUGCUAAGCAUGGUUGCCCUUGGCAAGCUUUUCGAGCACGAUCCUCUCACACCGUCUGGAUCGAACUUUGUCCGUUUCAAAACCGACGACCAGCUACCGGUUCAGUUGCGGGAGGAGGACGACGCUUCGCUCGUGGUCGAGUGACAUGGGAAAAAAUGACACAUACUGUGUUAGUGGAAAUCCGAAUCCGAAAAGUGAACUGCAAAAACGUUGAUUGAUUUAUGUGAUAACUGAAUUUCAGAAAUAAUAUGUAUGUGUUUGCCCAAAGAAUGACAUACAGCCACUAUCAGUUUGUGAAUAGAAAGUUUUCGUUUCAGCAAAACGAGUUUUAAACAUUUCAA
This is a messenger RNA of Topomyia yanbarensis, 1234 nucleotides long. RefSeq lists its product as uncharacterized. The coding region runs from base 507 to 1037 and encodes 176 amino acids. NCBI's taxonomy places the organism in Eukaryota, Metazoa, Arthropoda, Insecta, Diptera, Culicidae. The transcript is spliced from 4 exons. The record is from RefSeq and is a predicted model, not a curated record.